AUGCACAACCUGGUGCGUAAGAAUUUUGAAUGUUUUGACAAGCUUUUAAUGUUAGCUCAGUUGUAUGUACAACUAUCACCUGAUAAUUCCUUGAUAGUUGCUCCUGCAAAGUCACAAUGUGAUUUCCAAUGUAAUAAUACUUCGGCAUCUGAUUCUCCACCGCAUAGAAUUUCAUCUAGUCCAAUAUCAACCAGUUCCUUGUGCUCGCCGAGGUCUAUUCCCAGCGGGAGACUGUCGUACGCUUCAAAUGGCAACACUGGACUCCGAAGAUGCAAAGCUUUGUACGACUGCGCAGCUGAUAAUGAUGAUGAACUGUCAUUCCAGGAAGGGGAAAUAAUUAUAGUCAUCAAUGAGCACACAGACGAUGAUAACUGGAUGGAAGGAAUGGUGGAAAAUGAACCAGAUAGAACAGGAAUGUUUCCUAUCAGCUUCGUACACAUGCUGCCCGAUUAA
Messenger RNA from Diabrotica balteata, 453 nucleotides. Lineage: Eukaryota; Metazoa; Arthropoda; Insecta; Coleoptera; Chrysomelidae. The record is from the annotation of a GenBank genome assembly.